AUGCAUUCCUCUUUGAACCGCAUCCAGGCUGUAUUCGGCUUCUUCACUACAGUCGCGCUGGUUGUCAGCGCCCUGGCAGCCGUCUCAGUACUCCUGUUCCCAGCAGACGAGACCAAUGCCUCCGUGCAACUAAAGAACGUGCAGGUCGUCAAAGGCCGGCCGCACUACUACUCGACGAAACGCGAAGAAUACGCACAGUUCCGCUUCGAUCUCGACGCCGAUCUGAGCCCGCUCUUCAACUGGAACACAAAACAGCUCUUCGUCUACGUCUAUGCCACUUAUUCCUCAUCCGAUAAGCCCGGCUCGCAGGUCCGCGACUCCGAAACAAUCAUCUGGGAUACCAUCAUCUCCGCACCACCGUCGCCGUAUUCCUGGGAUGUCCUGAAAGACAAGGUCCUUGCGCAUGUUCCUGAAUCUGUUUCUUCGUUGGCUGCUUCAGCUGCGAAAAGGAACGCCAAGCGCCAUGCUAAGCCAUCCAAGUCUGUCAAGAAAAAGAAGGACGCUCCGGCGCCCGGGGUCUUGAGGCUGCGUGGCCAGAAGGGCAAGUACCAGGUUAGUGAUAUUACCGGUCGUCUUGCGGAGCGCCAGAAUGUCACACUUCAUGUUGGCUGGAAUGUUCAGCCGUGGGUUGGGGCUCUGUUCUGGGCGCCUGGUACUGGUGCCGUGCCCCGGACUGCAGGCACAAUUGUCAGUAGUGAGCCUUUUGAUUUCCCUGAGUUGAAGGGGAAUAAAAAGGCUGCUACUGAGGAGAAGGCUAAGGAGGCCCAGAAGGCUAGUGCAUAA
Molecule: messenger RNA, 783 nt
Organism: Penicillium paradoxum
Lineage: Eukaryota; Fungi; Ascomycota; Eurotiomycetes; Eurotiales; Aspergillaceae
Product: signal peptidase complex subunit SPC3
Exons: 2
Coding region: 1-783 (260 amino acids)
Biological process (GO): protein targeting to ER
Cellular component (GO): membrane; signal peptidase complex
Source: RefSeq, a predicted model, not a curated record